AUGAACUCCCCUGCUACUGCGCUCGCGCGCGUCGAUGCAGGUUCGCUCGCCGACAUUUUUGAGGAUCGUCCUGGACGGGUCGAACACCCCGUCAUGCAAUGUGUCCAAAUCAAGCCUAUUGCCACGCAACAAGGUGGUCAGGAGCGCCACCGAGUCAUUUUCAGCGAUACGAAAAACUACAUCCAGACGAUGCUGGCCGUGCACCAGAAUCAGCUGGUAGAGGAAAAGAUUCUCCGCAGAGGAGUUCUCGUGCAACUGAUGGGAUAUUCUGCGAACAAGGUCAAGGCUAAACGCAUUCUCAUCGUGACCGAUAUCAAAGUCCUCGAAGAGUAUGGGGAGCACGAGAAACUCGGCGACCCGAAACCACUGGAGCUGAAGGCUGAAGAUGAAGAGAAGGCAUACCCUACGUCGAUUACGAGCAAUGGAUUCUACGGAAACAAACAAGAGCAGCCGAAACAGAACCGACCCAUGGGUCAUGCGAAGCCAUCGUCAUCUGCUCACGCGAACAUCUACCCUAUCGAAGCAAUUUCACCUUACUCCAAUAAAUGGACCAUCAAGGCGCGUUGCACGAGCAAGUCGGACAUCAAGACAUGGCAUAAUCGUAAUGGCGAGGGCAAGCUUUUCAGUGUCAACCUGCUGGACGAAAGUGGCGAAAUCCGGGCCACGGGUUUCAAUGACCAAUGCGAUCAGCUGUACGAUCUGUUUCAAGAGGGCAGCGUCUACUACAUUUCGAGUCCUUGCAAAGUCUCAUUGGCGAAGAAACAAUUUUCAAACCUGGCAAAUGACUAUGAGCUUCACUUUGAGAAAGACACCACUGUCGAGAAAGCCGAGGAUCAAGAUGACGUUCCUCAAGUUCGAUACAACUUCACCAGCAUCGCAGACUUGCAAUCUGUGGAGAAAGACACAACCAUUGACAUCAUUGGAGUGCUCAAGGAGGUCGGUGAGACUUCACAAAUCACGUCAAAAACCACAAGCAAGCCCUAUGAUAAGAGAGAGCUCACUCUGGUCGAUAACACUGGCUACUCGGUGCGUCUAACCAUCUGGGGGAAAACGGCGGCCUCGUUUGACAUCCCACCUGAAUCAGUGGUCGCUUUCAAAGGGGUCAAAGUCUCAGAUUUUGGCGGACGCAGCUUGAGUCUGCUAAGUUCUGGGUCGGUUAGCGCCAAUCCCGAUAUGCCUGAAGCACACAAAUUGAAAGGGUGGUAUGAGGACCAGGGUCGGAGUGGCAAUUUUGCUACUCAUGCAAACAUCCAAGGCACUGCGGCAUCUGGAACCGGUUCUCGAGGCGAUCCGUUUAAGACCAUUUCGCAAGUCAAAGACGAACAAUUGGGAAUGUCUGACAAUGCCGACUUCUUCUCCGUCAAGGCUUCCAUACAAUACAUCAAGCAGGACAACUUCUGUUACCCGGCAUGUUUGUCGGAGGGGUGCAACAAAAAAGUUUUCGAGAUCGACCCCGGUCAGUGGCGCUGCGAACGAUGUGACAAGAACCAUCCAAAACCUGAAUACCGCUAUAUCAUGUCGGUCAACAUUAGCGAUCACACUGGCCAACUCUGGGUCAGCUGUUUCGACGAAACGGGCCGACUGGUCAUUGGUAUGACCGCGGAUGAGCUGAUGGAGAUCAAGGAGGUGGACGAGAAGAGGCUGGCCGAGAUAUUCUCCGAGGCCAACUGCAAGACAUGGAAUUGGAAAUGCAAGGCAAAACUUGACACUUUCCAGGAACAACAACGGGUUCGAUAUCAAGUCACAUCGGCGGCGCCCUUGAACUAUGUGACAGAAUCACAGAAGCUGAUUGAAUUGAUCAAGCAAUACAACAUUGACUAG
Fonsecaea nubica is the source of this 1821-nucleotide messenger RNA. RefSeq lists its product as hypothetical. Bases 1 to 1821 code for a protein of 606 amino acids. Gene Ontology annotation, cellular component: nucleus; DNA replication factor A complex. The record is from RefSeq and is a predicted model, not a curated record. Lineage: Eukaryota; Fungi; Ascomycota; Eurotiomycetes; Chaetothyriales; Herpotrichiellaceae. Gene Ontology annotation, biological process: meiotic cell cycle; double-strand break repair via homologous recombination; telomere maintenance via telomerase. The transcript is spliced from 4 exons. Gene Ontology annotation, molecular function: damaged DNA binding; single-stranded telomeric DNA binding.